This is a messenger RNA of Panonychus citri (citrus red mite), 1015 nucleotides long. RefSeq names its product serine protease 44-like. Lineage: Eukaryota; Metazoa; Arthropoda; Arachnida; Trombidiformes; Tetranychidae. The transcript has 4 exons. Gene Ontology annotation, molecular function: serine-type endopeptidase activity. Bases 91 to 981 code for a protein of 296 amino acids. Gene Ontology annotation, biological process: proteolysis. The record is from RefSeq and is a predicted model, not a curated record.
AGUAUAAAACGCUGAUCAUUAGCGUAAUAAGAAUCAUUCAUCAAUUAGAAUAAGUUUCUUUCUUCUGGUUAAUUCAAUUCUAUCGUAAUCAUGAGAGUCUUUCUCUUAGCCUGUGUUUUCCUCGUCGCCGCUGUUAACUUCUCACUCGCUUGCGAGUGUGGUAUGGAAGGUUCAGCUGGUCGAAUCUACAAAGGAAGUAAAGUUCGAGCCCACAAAUAUCCUUGGUUAGCUCACAUUCGAUCAUACAUGAACCGAGACAUUGGAUUAUUCGCUCAAUGUGGUGGUUCUUUGAUCGAUGAGCAACACAUCGCCACUGCCGCUCAUUGUGUUGUCGACGAUGAUGGAUCAACAGUCGAUCUUUCCAGCAUUGAUGUUUUCCUUGGCAGCGUGCAGGCUUUCACAGGCGAAACUGUGGCUAUUUCAGUUUCAGAAAUGUGGAUUGACUCUAACUACAAUCGAAACAAUCUUGCCAAUGAUUUCGCCAUCUUGACCCUUUCCAAGCCUGUUAAAUUCACUCAACAAAUUUCUCCAAUCUGUUUACCAAAGAGCGAAUCUGGUUUAUCCAACCUCACCGUUGCCGGAUGGGGAACCACUGGCCCUCACUCUCGCUCAAGUGACACUCUCUUAGAAGUCGAUGUUUCAUACUUGACCCACGACCAAUGUAACGAUAUUAUGACCGAUUAUGUGUUCAAAAAAAGUGGCAUUCCUCUAUCAAUGAAGGGAAUGUUCCCAGUCCCCGGUGUCGCUGACUCUCAUAUGUGCGCCAUCAACAAGCAAACCUUGGGAGACGCUUGUACUGGUGACUCGGGUGGACCACUAAUGAAGAAGGCUGAUAAUGGUCUACAUUACCUCAUGGGUGUCGUUUCUGGUUCAUGGAGUAAAUGCGGAGAAAGUACCGACACUGCUGGUCUUUACACUCGAACCCUUUACUACCAAGAAACCAUCAAGAGUUUCGCUCCAAACGCUUGUUGGAAGGAUUAAAAAAUCAAAUCUAUUCUUGUUCAUGUUUCUAAUU